Molecule: messenger RNA, 2175 nt
Organism: Phytomonas sp. EM1
Lineage: Eukaryota; Euglenozoa; Kinetoplastea; Trypanosomatida; Trypanosomatidae
Source: the annotation of a GenBank genome assembly
AUGGGGUGUUUAAAUUCCAAAUCGGUUUCCAGGAGGCAGAAAGCCCGAUUAACAGAUGGGAGGGCGUCCGAAUCAGGCGAAAAGAAUGCAACGCUGAAGAAGGCCCCAAACAAGAUAGCAGCCUCCCUAAAGAAUGAAGAUAUGCCGAUGCAAUAUAAAUCUUCUCCGACGAAUCAACAUGGCUCAAUGAACUCCUUCGAGCAGUUUUUGCUCUCCGUAUUGGAAGGGGCAGAAGAUUUAUUUUGUAACCUGCCUGAAUCUCAGGCGGUAAAAAAAGUUAUCGCAUUGACUUUCAUGAAUUCAUGCGUGGAAGUUACCCGGACAAAGUUUCGCCUGAAAUUUGACGUUAUUAUAGAUAUGGCCAGUAAACUGACUCGUGGUCUAAGGUCAAAUUUAUUGUAUGGAUCCUUAGAAAGUGUGGAGGAGCGCACAAUGGAUGAUAGCUUUUCUAGAAUUCUAUUAGCCUGGUAUGUCAACAAUCCAUCAUUCGAAAAAAUAAUACCUCCGGAAGCUGGUCAAGCUGUUCUAGACACCCUGUACAUUCGUUAUACGACAACUAAACCUGUUACCUUUGAGGAUAUACUCAGGUUUCAGUUCCAUUGGAUACUUCUUAAUCAGGCUGCCGUAGAAGUAUAUUACAAGAUUUCAAGGGGGAAGGAUCUCGUAUCCAUUAAGCAACUAGGAAACUUCCUUCGUGAGGUACAAUGUGUUGAAACCACUGAUCACCAAUUAAUGGAAAAGUUCAAGUUUCGCUUUGGUGGUGGCAUUCAUAAGUAUAACUUUACUAGUUAUAACGGAAGUGUAUUGACUAAUAACGCCAUAGACCCUGCACGGACAUCGGAUAUCUGGCAAGACAUGACCCAAUGUUUCACACAUUAUAUGAUAAGUUGUGCUCGUAUCGAAACUGAGAACGAUCUGAAAUGGUUCAUAAAUGGUACAGCCAGGGCACUUGUGUUAAACAUCAGGAAAGGCGAUGACGGGUCGAUUUGCUCCGGGUCUUGUCCUUUGCAAACUAUGUUAGAUUAUAUCAAAAAGAAUGCAUUCACCACGAACACAUAUCCCAUCAUUCUAUGCUUCUUGCCGAGUUCCGCCUUUACCAUAGAAUUACAGGACGAGGUGGCUAUGCUUCUGAACGAAACGCUUGGUGCGAUGCUUGCCAAGGGCCCUAUCUUCGAGGGAGCCAUCAUUACUGACCCGAAGUUCAACCCGAGUGCUCUGCGCAAGAAGUUCCUCGUUAUGGCUACCCAGUCCGCACUCAAGCCAUUCAUCGGUUUCAUGGUGGCGGAUAUGCACAAAGAUGGGCUUGGUGUGCGCGUGGCACAUGUUGUGGAAGGGACCCCAGCGGCGAAAAGUGGGCUUCUAAAGGAUGACUGGCUCACUCAUAUCAACAAUAUGCCCAUCAAAAAUAAAAAGAAUCUGCGAGAAUGUCUAUUGAACCUAAAAGUCGGUGAGGAUUUUACAAUUAAGCGUGAGAACCUUGAUGAGAUAAAAAUAGUGGUCGGCGGGAUUGUCGAUCCGGACGAUACAUCCGCGUCCUCAGCUCUCUCAGCUGUGACGUUUUUUAGAUUCGCAUCGGGGAAAGAUUAUAAACCCUGCGACGUCGAGGUGAUUAACACGGAUAAGAUUCCAUCUCUAUGCGAUAAAAAUUGCGACACAUACUGGGAUCAUCUUGCCUUUGUGAGCUUCAACUCAACCUCAAAUGAUACAAUGAGUUACGAGGGCGUGUGCUCGAACGCAGGUAUCCAGUUCAUUGACGUGGACAACAGCGAGCGUUCUGUUGCGUGGUCUAUAGGCCGCUUCUUUGAUAAUGGGCGGUGCGGGUACUUGCUCAAAACGGAUGCGGACGCCAAUACAACGACGGAUCUUGUCAUGAAGAUCAUCUGUGGGCCGCGCUCGAUGUGUUGUCCACCACUUUCGGAAAUGACUGUCACGGUCCACGGUAACGGAUCGGUAAGGAAGAAUGGCAGACAACUCACAUUCACAGGGACGAAUGUCAGGACCAUUGUGGUGGUGAACAUGGUCUUUGAGAACGACUGUGUCGAGCGGAGCUUCACGACAUCGUUCUGUCCAUUGCUUAUCCGGCCUGGAUAUCGUGCCCUCCCCUCCUUCAUUACCGGAGAUAAGUGUCCCCCGAAAAGUCAACUCCACGGAAUCUAUGUUUUCUCCAGCCGCUAG